AUGUGCACGGCGCCGUCGCCGCCGCAGCCGACAUUGACGCUCGCCUCCCUCGCUCGCGCCCUCGGCUGGUCCGCACGCUCCUCCUGCCCGCGCCAGGGUUUCCAGCUCGGGGGCCUCCGGCAGCCGCCCACGCCACCGCUACCACCGCAUGUCCACGACGGUGAGGGUGGGGCGACAGGAUUUGUUCGCAGCUACCUGACUGCGGCCUCGUCGGCAGCUCUUGGGAAGCCAUCCGCGGGCAAGACCGUGGAUUGGAGAUAUGUCCUCGCCAGCCCACAUUUCCGACGCCUCUUCUCGGACGGGUCCAAGAAGAACUACGAGAACUAUUACCCCAAGGGUAAGAAGGAGGUGCCUAAAGGAGAUGGUACAAACAAGUCUGAAUCUAAGCAGGAAUCCAAUACAGAUGAAGGAUGGAAUUUUCAGGAUAAUGCUAUGAAACAGAUGCAGAAUUUCCUUGCGCCUUUAUUGAUUCUUGGCCUGAUGCUAUCAUCCAUGUCAUCUAGCUCCGCAGACCAGAAGGAGGUGAUUACUUCCUACUUUGUUAACCUUGUUCAGAAUAGUUCUGCAAGUUGAUAGUUUCAUUUGUUAUUUUGUUCCUUUCCUGGUAAGCUAUGUUUGUUGGGUUAUGUUUUAGUCCCCUAAGAACUGGUACUCUAUGUAUGUUUGUGUUGUUCACACUUGCAA
Molecule: messenger RNA, 684 nt
Organism: Zea mays
Lineage: Eukaryota; Viridiplantae; Streptophyta; Magnoliopsida; Poales; Poaceae
Product: ATP-dependent zinc metalloprotease FTSH 8, mitochondrial
Exons: 4
Coding region: 1-573 (190 amino acids)
Source: RefSeq, a predicted model, not a curated record